Molecule: messenger RNA, 791 nt
Organism: Aphanomyces astaci
Lineage: Eukaryota; Oomycota; Saprolegniomycetes; Saprolegniales; Verrucalvaceae
Exons: 1
Coding region: 324-647 (107 amino acids)
Source: RefSeq, a predicted model, not a curated record
GGUCAACGUGGCAUUUCCCAAUCGAUUCAAAUACCAAGCAUUAGUAGAUAGCCCUUCCAAGCUAACAGAAAACUUGGACCAUAGUUGUGCUGGUUUGUUUCAAUUCGGCCGGCGCCACUGGGAACGGCAAUGGGAACGCGGGUUGCUUUUUUACCACCAUCCGAAGCACUGUGUCCAUUCCCUCGAGACUUCGCCUCCUUCGGUCGUGGUCGAUCCAGUCCAGUGACUGCCUCUGGAACCGCAGCCACACGUCUUCGCACAGAGCCUCGAGCAGCGCCGCUUGAAACUCGUCAAAGAAAGUCGUCGGCACUUCGUUCCCCACAAUGUCCUCGUCGCGCCGCAGCCAGCUCUCCAGCCUUGCCACGUACGUGGGGCCCCACUUCACGGACGUCGGACACGCCAACGCACACUGCGGCACGAGACACGUGGUGAGCAACUUCUGGGCUGACACAAGGCGUUGCUUGAAUUGCUCGACAAGUUGCCACGCACGCAGCUCUUCGGUGCGAAAGUCCCGCUGGCAGAACGUCAUAAACGUUGGCAGGCCAUGGUUCGACCGCAAGUACUGCUCGAGUUCCUUCAUGCGGCUUGCUGCCUUGGAUGUUGUCGUGACCACCGACGUCAUGGCUUGGGAAGACGAUGCCAGGUGACGCAAGGGUGCGGCGAUGUUGAAGAAGAACACGUAUUGCAUCGCGAGUGUGUAAAUCAGGUUGCGGACGUGGAACUCUCGUCCGAGGGGUACCGACAGAAUCCAUUCCAGUCCGCCGUGGAGGAGACUCACGAGGACGAAAAAG